Molecule: messenger RNA, 475 nt
Organism: Benincasa hispida (wax gourd)
Lineage: Eukaryota; Viridiplantae; Streptophyta; Magnoliopsida; Cucurbitales; Cucurbitaceae
Gene: RTFL14
Product: ROTUNDIFOLIA like 14
Biological process (GO): negative regulation of cell population proliferation
Source: RefSeq, a predicted model, not a curated record
UAACCCCAUCUUCAGGCCACAAAAACUUAAAACUUGAAUUCAAUUUCUCUCUUUGUAGUUCUUCUUCUUCUUCUUUUUCCAUUCAAAAUGAGGAGUUCAAAGAUUUGGUCAUGGCAGCAAUGUUCAAGGCAAAUCAGAGAGCAAAGGGCAAGACUUUAUAUUAUCUGGAGAUGUGCUGUGAUGCUUCUGUGCUGGCAUGAUUAAACUACUCAUCAAAAGCUAAAGGUAGAGUAAGAGGUUGAAGAGAAGUCAAAUUGUGUCUGGAACUUCACUCUCUCUUACACUAACCAUACCAUACAGAGUUGAAGCAUGGAAUGUGUUCAAAACAUUAUGUACAGUGAAGGAUAGAAUCGUGUAACAUUUUGGUAAUUAGGUAGGAGAAAGUAGGAUUGCGGAGAAUUGUUCUUUUACUUCACCGUAUGAAAUACUAUGUUAUAUAAUCCUUUCCAUACAAACAGAGAUCAAUUUCAAGACA